UUAUAAUAAAUAUAAUUAUAAUGACCCCCUUUUCUUUCAGAUAUAUGCGCGCGUGGUCAAAAGCAGUGUCGCAACCGAAACUGUGUAAGCUACCUCUUAGUCUGUGAUGGAAAUGACGAUUGUGGUGACGGCACAGAUGAAGAAAAUUGUGCACGUGUUGGACUCGAGACCACAGAAUGCGGAGUGCCUGAUAUUGCUCCUGUAGCUCUUUCAGACUGGGACCGAAUAGUUGGUGGCGAAGAAGCUGUGGCUGGAAGUUGGCCUUGGAUGGCGGAUCUGCAGAUGAAAUUGAUUGAACCAAACGGUCAUACUUGUGGUGGAGCCCUCAUCAAUUCACAGUGGAUCUUGACUGCUGCACAUUGCUUCCAAGAUGCAAUCCUCCGUCGACCCGAGGGUUGGAGAAUUCACCUUGGAAACCAUCACAAGUUCGAGCGAGAUGAGCAUGAACAAAUCCGCUAUGCAGAGCGUAUAGUCAUACAUGACGACAUCCCACCUCACCAGUUUGAAAAAGACGGAAGAUUUGACAUGAAACAUGAUAUGGCACUCAUAAAACUCAAUGCCCCUGUCAAAUGGAGUAAAUACGUGAAGCCCAUCUGCCUACCAGACAGUGACAUCAAACUGAGCAUCAUCAGCAACUGUUAUGCCACCGGCUGGGGUUCCUCUAGAGGCACUGGUGGUUCCGAUGUCUUGAAGCAGGCUUACCAUCCUGUACAACAUGAUGCAUUAUGCAGACGAUUGGUUGGAAGAGAAUUCAAUCCUAGUACUAUGAUAUGCGCAGGAAGCAUGGCUCCUUUGAACGGAGUCUGUCACGGUGACAGUGGUGGCCCUCUCGUCUGCGAAAUCGACAAAGUCUGGAGGAUCGUUGGAGUGGCGAGCUAUGUGACAGAUGGCACAGGAUUAGAAGGCCUCUGCGGGCUCAAAGGACGGCCAAGUGUCUUCAACAAGGUGGCUGUGAAGACUGGCUGGAUCCGAAGAAUGGUGAAUCGUUACAGCUGAGCUUAAAAAAAUGGUGGCUGAAGACAAACUGGAUCAAUUGUAUUUUAUCCUAGAUUAUACAUUUCUGGGAAAUAAAUAGACUUUGUUCCUUUGUUUUAA
This is a messenger RNA of Stegodyphus dumicola, 1095 nucleotides long. RefSeq names its product chymotrypsin B-like. The record is from RefSeq and is a predicted model, not a curated record. Gene Ontology annotation, biological process: proteolysis. Gene Ontology annotation, molecular function: protein binding; serine-type endopeptidase activity. NCBI's taxonomy places the organism in Eukaryota, Metazoa, Arthropoda, Arachnida, Araneae, Eresidae.